CAUUUCUGUUGGAAUGCAAAGAAGCAUACUGAUAGCAUAUGAGAACAAAGGAAGUCCGAUCAGCUGCACUCCAAACCAGGGGCGGACUGACAACUCAUGGGGCCCCUGGGCAAUAGGGGAUCAUGGGGCCCCUGUGUCCUUGACCAAACUCAAAAAAGCCUACGAAAAAGGUACCAGGGGCAUCUCAUGGGGCCCCCUACUGACCCCGGGCCCUCGGGCAGUGCCCGAGUUUCCAAAUGGUUAGUCCGCCCCUGCU
Messenger RNA from Staurois parvus, 256 nucleotides. Lineage: Eukaryota; Metazoa; Chordata; Amphibia; Anura; Ranidae. The record is from the annotation of a GenBank genome assembly.